AUAUUCCCGAAAACAGCGACGACCAAUCCAACUGAGACCACGCUUUACCCAUUGCAGAUGAUAAAGGAAGAGCAACCUUCGAUCAUUCGAUACGUUACCUGAGGCCGAGGGGAGGGGGAGGUGCCCUCUCUCAUUCUCCCUUUUUCUCUCUACGCGGAGAGAAAAUGUUGGUUUGCCGCAGAGAAAUGGUGCAGGUGGUUGCUGUGGUCGUCUUCCUCAAUCUCAUCCCUCUCUCUCCAGCCAUGGCCGCCGGCAUCAGAGCUGCAUACUGGCCUUCCUGGACCAAUUCCUACGCCCCCCCAUCAUCCCUCAACACCACUUUCUUCACGCACCUUUACUACGCCUUCCUUGACAUGGAUCCCUCAACCUUCCAGCUGAUCGUCUCGCCGUCUCAGGCCGCCCUGCUCUCCCAAUUCACAACAGCUCUUCGGGGCAGCAACCCACCUCCCAAGACCCUCCUCUCUAUCGGCGGCGGGGGGGCAAGUCCGGCCGCCUACGCCCUCAUGGCCAGCAACUCCUCAUCCCGCAAGGCAUUCAUCGGCUCCACGAUCUCCACCGCUAGGAAAUACAGCUUCGAUGGCCUCGAUCUCGAUUGGGAAUUCCCGAGGACUCCCCAAGAGAUGCAGAGCCUCGCGGAGCUUCUUCGCGAGUGGCGGUCGGCGGUCGAAGAGGAGGCGACCGCCUCCGGCCGGCCGCGCCUUCUUCUCACCGCAGCCGUAUACUUCUCGCCUCGAUUUUGGCUCAGUAAUGCCCCCAGGGAGUACCCGGUGGGCGCGAUGGGGGAAAACCUCGACUGGGUGAGCCCGAUGUGCUACGACUACCACGGCUCGUGGGAUACGUCGGCGACCGGAGCGCCGGCGGCGCUCUACGAUCCGAGGAGCAACAUCAGCACCAGCUACGGGAUCGAGUCGUGGUUGAGGUCGGGAAUGCCGCCGGGGAUGAUCGUCAUGGGACUGCCGAUGUACGGCCGAACGUGGACGCUGAGGGAUGCUGGGUCGACUGGGGUGGGCGCGGCGGCGGUGGGCGUGGGACCCGGGAACGGGGUGCUGACCUACUCGAAGGUUGUGGAAUUCAACAGGGAGAAGAAGGCGACGGUGGUGUAUGAUGGGCCCACCGCGUCCACGUACUCCUACGUGGGGACAGCGUGGAUUGGAUACGAUGACGUGGCAUCCAUCGCUGAGAAGAUCAAGUUUGCCCUGGCCCACCGCUUGGGAGGGUACUUCUUCUGGGCCGCUAGCUACGACGACCAGAAUUGGACGCUGUCAAGACAAGCUGCAGUGACUUGGGGUAGCUAAUGCCAAAUACGAACAGGUAACGUGGUCUAAGCUCUUCACUCUGCACGCAUGCUUGAGUUAUUACAUAGUCUGUACUACCAUACAUCAGGUCAAGAUUUUAUCCGAAGAAAUCCAAAAUCUUUGGAGAUCCAUAUUGUUUUAUAAGAGAAAUCUUAUGGGGCAUGUAACCAUCCCCAUAAAUGUAAUCAUAUUGUAACUGCAAAACUAUAUUGCUUACUUUGAACUUCUAUCUUAAUCAAUUUGAACCUUGGCACAA
This is a messenger RNA of Nymphaea colorata (pocket water lily), 1551 nucleotides long. Its product is annotated as class V chitinase CHIT5b-like. Bases 165 to 1295 code for a protein of 376 amino acids. Gene Ontology annotation, molecular function: chitin binding; chitinase activity. Gene Ontology annotation, cellular component: extracellular region. Gene Ontology annotation, biological process: chitin catabolic process; carbohydrate metabolic process. Lineage: Eukaryota; Viridiplantae; Streptophyta; Magnoliopsida; Nymphaeales; Nymphaeaceae. The record is from RefSeq and is a predicted model, not a curated record. The transcript is spliced from 2 exons.